Odontomachus brunneus is the source of this 5666-nucleotide messenger RNA. RefSeq names its product high mobility group protein DSP1-like. Lineage: Eukaryota; Metazoa; Arthropoda; Insecta; Hymenoptera; Formicidae. Gene Ontology annotation, biological process: regulation of transcription by RNA polymerase II. The coding region runs from base 916 to 2307 and encodes 463 amino acids. The record is from RefSeq and is a predicted model, not a curated record. The transcript has 6 exons. Gene Ontology annotation, molecular function: DNA binding, bending.
UCCACACGAGAAUAACGCGCGCGAACACGUUUGGAUCUGCUAGAUCUAGAUGUUAUCUUGUGCGUUUAUCGCGCAACGCAGAAGAGAGUAAGAAACGUGAAAGAAGUACGAGCAAGAAGUACGGCCGAGAGCAGGCCGAGUGAUCGGUGUUUGUAGUGGUGUACCACCAUCGAGCCGGCCGAAAACGCGGCCUGGACGCGACGUGUGCCGCCGCCGCCGCCGUCGUCGUCGUGUGUGACAGUGUGAGCGUGUGAACGCGUGCGUACGGUGCGUGCAUGCGGUGCGUACGUACGUAUGUACGUACGUACGGUGUAUGUCUCUCCUAUCUCACCGAUACCUAAGCAUCGGUACCAGCGAGUUCCUCCCCGAGUUUGAAUUUACCGAGACGGACUUUGCGUGUGUACGUGCGUACAUACGUGAGUGAGUACGUGCGUGCGUGCGUGUGCCGGGUGUACUUCUUUCUCCCUCGCACAAAAGCGACAGAGAGAGAGGAGAGAGAGAGAGAGAGAGAGAGAGAGAGAGCGAGAGAGAAAGAGAGAGAGAGAGAGAGAGAGAGAAAGAACGAAAGAGAAAAAGAAAGAGAGUCGUCGUUGGUGUGUGUGCGUGUGCACUGUGCGUGCGCGCGGGAUGUUACCGAGUCGGUGAGCGCGCGCGGGUGCGUGUGAGUACCUUAGGGAGAAAGAGAGGAACAGAAGAGGGAGAGAGAGAGAGAGAGAGAGAGAGAAAGAGAGAGACGGCAAGAAAGUUAGAGAGGGAGAGAGCGAGAGAAAGAGAACGUUAGCGCGUGCAUGUGUGCGCGCGCGCGCGAUCGAGCAAUUCCUCCGUGCAUCCUUCUUCUUUCCCUCGCUGGUAUUACCGGCGAGUAAAAAAAGACAAGAAGCUGAGGUGACAAACGGACGUACUCGCGUGUACGACAUGUCGGAGCAUCACCGCGUAGCUGCCGGUGGCUGGGGCACAGCGAGCCCGGCGAACCGAGAGGAUGCCAGCGGCGGUGCCGCCUGGUGGCCCUCGGGUCUCAACACCGUCCCGACCGAUCAACAACAGCAACAGCAGCAGCAACAACAACAACAAAAUCUACAUCAGCACCUGAUGAACCAGCAACAACAACAGCAACUCGCUCAGCAGCAACAGCAACCGCAGCACCAUCCGGACAUCGUCCGAAGUACCGCUGCCGCCGCCGCUAGCCAGCAGCUCUUCUCCUACAAAAUGGCCUCCAGCUUCCAGAACCCGGCCACCACCGGCACGCAGUCGAGUCCGGUGUCGACGUCCACGCCGGUUUCCGCGCAAUGCAUGAGGGGCAGUUACGAUUACAGGCUCGGCACGGGUCCUGGACAAGGCGGCGGUGGCGGCGGCGGUGGAGGUGGUGGCGGUGGCGGUGCUGGCGGCGGUGGCGUGCCUGCCGGCACACCUUCCGCACCGCCGCCCGGCGUGCAGUGGUGGUAUUCAGGUGGAGUUAUGGACGCCGCCGGACAGAACAACCUGCACCAGCAGUUGCAGGGUCAGCAACAGCAACAACAGCAGCAACAGCAGCAGCAACACCUCUCACCCAUUACCACGCAAACGUCCACGCCCCCCGUAAUGUCCCCGAUCUCACAUCCGAACGUAGGUCAGCUAGAUUUCCGAUUAUUUCUGCAGCACCAAAUACAGCAGCUACCGCAAAAUAAUCUUCAACAAAAUAACGCUCAGAGUCUGCAGCGGGACAACAUGCCGAGAGGAAAAGAUUCGAAGCCAAGGGGACGGAUGACAGCGUACGCGUUCUUCGUCCAGACGUGUCGUCAGGAACAUAAAAAAAAGCAUCCCGAGGAGAAGAUCGUCUUCCGAGAGUUCUCCAAAAAGUGUGCAAUGAGAUGGAAGACUAUGUCAGACAAAGAGAAGAAGCGUUUCCACGAAAUGGCAGAGAAAGAUAAGAAGAGAUACGACGCAGAGAUGCAAAACUAUACGCCGCCUAAGGGAGAGAAUAAAGGCAGGGGCAAGAAACGCAAACACAUCAAGGAUCACAAUGCUCCCAAGAGAUCGCUGUCUGCCUUCUUUUGGUUCUGCAACGAUGAGCGUGGAAAAGUGAAGAUGCUAAAUCCUGAGUAUGGCGUGGGCGAUAUAGCUAAAGAAUUAGGCAAGAAAUGGUCAGAUGCAGAUCCCGAAACCAAAUCUAAAUACGAGGCUAUGGCGGAGAAGGAUAAAGCUCGAUAUGAGAGGGAGAUGACUGCGUACAAAAAGAAAAUGCAGGACGGCGCCCCGGUGGUGGGCGGCGCGCCGGCAAACACUGUAAAAAGCGACAGCGAAGAGGAAUGGAAGGAAGACGACGAAUAGCGGAUGCACGUCGAAAUUUCAUCUAUCACCCCGUGUCCUUCAUCCUGAAAGCAUACCUCACCUACUGUACGUACCAUUGACCUUAGCGUGAGCGUACUUACACCACUAGGAGAACAAAUAACUAACCACCAAUUCAAACCUUACCUACCUUAUCAAUCUAUCACAAUCUACCAACCAACCAUCCAACCAACCCCAACCAACCAACCAAGACUCCUUUCUCCUAAUCCUUCCCUGAUUAUUUACGAUAAUAAUAAAAAAGGUACCCCGCGCGAUUUACGAUAAUUAUUUUAAAAAAAAGAAAAAUAUUGUAUGUGUGAGAGUGCCACCGCGCGUGCGCGAGUUUGAGCGAGAGGCGAGAGGAUUGUGUGAGUGACAUUUGUACUUUAAAACAUUAUUGAUAGUAAAAAGAAAACAAUGUAAAGUGGCUAGUAGGAUAGAAGUCGGAAGAAGAAAGAAAGAAAAAGGAAAAAAAGGAAUACGAGAAAAAGCCGUGGAGAGAAUGAAGAAUGAUAUAUUGCGCCCGCUCUUUCUUUCUGUUCCGGGUGGGAAAGGCGCAAAAUAGGCUCAAUCAUUGCUGACUUUUCGCUCUCUCUCUCCGACGCUAUGUUACUACGAGCUAGCUAAGGCUUAGUUUACCGCUUUUGACGAAACUUGACGAAGACGAUACGGUUUCUUCCAUGCGGUGUUUUACCAAUGAACCCGCUGAGAUAUCGGGGAUAUUACAUUAUAAUUUUAAUAAGUACAUCGAAUUUUGUUCAACAUGUAAAAGAUAUAGAUUUUCCGAGUGUGUAUCAGUAGAUGUACUAACAUAUUUUAUAUGAUGUAUAUUAUAGUACAACCUAUAAUAAUACAUUUAUAUGAUACAUACGCUGAUACAUCUACAAGUACAUAUUUGCGCAUGCAUCAGUGUUGUUCACGAGUAUAUAUUGCAGCGAUGCACAGAGUGCGUAUUAAUAAAUAAAUCUUUCAUGUGCUAUUGGCACAUUCGUGAUGUUAAGUUCUCGACGAAAUUUUAAUACGACGUAUCAGAUCUUUGAGUAGAUCUCCAAGAAAUAUAAUUGGAAAUAUAUUUUGAAUAUAUGAAUUGUGACUUUUAAUUAAUUCGUCACUGGGCGUCGUCGUCUUCGUCGUGACACAUACACAAAUACACACUUAUACACAGAUUAUUAUUGUAUAUCCUUGUACAGAGAGCUUUGUCUUUCCUUUCCUACUUUUUAGCGAAUCUGAUCGUUGAGCGCGCGUGCCGGGGGCAUGGAGCUGCUUUUUACGUAUGUAAUGAUGUGCGAAUGUAAUUUUUGAUUCUCGGGUACACGCACGUCGUAGUAAUAAUACUGUAAGUACUUUAGUAUAAUUAUUAUAAGUGUACGUGUAUCUUCGACGCGGACUUCUGGAUUUUCCUACAACUCUCUUAACGCUUUUUCUUCAGCGUGCGACAUAACUUUUGUUGUUACGAGCUAUACGAGCCACGUGAUUGAGCCUUAUUACUGAUAGCUGAUAAGCGAUCGCUCGAAUCGAAUCGAGAGAACUGUAUGCGAGAAAGAAUGGAAAUGAGAGAGAGAGAGAGAGAGAGAGAGAGAAAGAGCGCGAGGGUGAGAGCGUGUGUGUGUGUGUGUGUAGCUCGCAGCUUUUACUAAAUCAAAAUUAGCAAAGCCAUGGAGCAGAGCGAUAUCGCCGAGUUCUUAACACUGACAAAAUGACAACUGUUGUACUCACGAAACAUGAGAGGGAUUCAUUCUUUCACAUGCUAGGCAUGAAGGUUACCGUGUCGAAUUAUAUAACGUCAGAAAGCGACUGAACGCACGCGAAUUAAUCCUGCGGUGUACGUCGAAAUAAAUUAAUUUUUUUCCUUUUUCUUUUCUUUUUCUUCACAAAAAUUUAAUAGAGUAGUUUAGUAAUGAUAUAUUAUGUCUAAGAUUUUCUGUGUGUGAACCAAGUGGAUUGGAAUCGAGUAUAUUCUGACAUACUGUAUUGUUAAAUUAUUUACACAUUAUUGUAUGUAUUGUACUGAUUAUUUACACAUUAUAUGUAUUAUAUUGAUUAUAUUACAUUCCGAUGUCGUUACCUUUCGUACUAUGUGAAUAAUAUCACGUGUUAGACAUUACCGAUACCAUUUAGAGUAUACUCGAUUUCAUAACUGAUUACAAGUCCUUAUUACGUAAAAUCAAUUCAUGAUUUUUAUAUAAGCACUACUGCAGUUGACAAAUGAUAUUUAGGUAUCGAAUCGACUAAGUAUAUUACGAAUACUUAGGCCCACCUAUAUAUAACUAUGAAUUUUAAAUCAGAUUUAAAUUAAAAAUUUAAUCUCGACUGUCAUAAGGGACUCAUUUAAAUUGAAUUUUAAAAUGAUAUGCAUUAAUAAUGUUUCGUAUAUUCGCUUAUAUUCGGCAGUAAAAUUUUCCUAUAUAAUUUUAUAAACGUAUUUUCAUGCCUUAUAUUGUUAAUAAUAUAACUGAACUAUUUCUCCUCGUAAAAGAACUAUCGAACGUGAGAUCAUUGAUACUAGAAAGAAAUUAAAGAAUUAGUAAUCCAGGAAAGAAUUUUUUCGCGCGAAUGUCGUUAUAUGUUAUUGAAUAUUCGCGUACUUACACCUAUAUUGUUUGUCUCUGAUUAGCCUUUCCCUCUGAAUUACGCUGUUGUAUUAAACUUUUUUAUUUUCUUUAAAAAAAAUUAAUUUAUUUCGACGUACACAACAAGAUACGAUCCGUGUUUUUCGCUCGCGUUCGCCGUUGCAUUAUCAUGAACAGUCUCGAUCGUAAAACGCGAAGACGACGUUCGACGAUGUCUCUGUCGGCGUUCGUUUUACUUCAACGUGCGCGCGACAACGAGAAAACGUUCGUUUACCUCUGAAUUUUUAUUUUGAUCUUAACAUUGUACUGACGGAAUUUUGUUGUUUCACCGCCUUUUACUUUUUUUUUUAUCGCGUAAUGUAUCGCGGGAAGACAUUCGUAUCUUCUUUUCGUUUGACUUUUUCUUCAAUUUUUUUCAGAUAUCUCAGAGUGGUUCCUGUCCUUUGCCAUCACUAUUUUCCCUCUCAUUUAAUUCGUUCUUUUUUUUUGCUUUCAUUUUAUUAAAGGAGACGCGAAAGAUAAAAGAGGAAGUACGUUCAAAUCUCUCGUCUCGAGACUCACGUGAAUGAUUGAUUGAUUGAUUGAUUGAUUGAUCGACCGAACGAUCGCCGUUUUACGCUUCGUGAAUCGUAACAUACCUUUCGGGAGCGUGUUUCGGGUGAGGAAGAAGCAGCAGCAGCAGCUCCCCGCCGCGAAGAAGGGCGUUCUCUUUUUUCUCUGUCUUGUACUGCCUCGAGUUAUCUGUGGUGUACAGCAGGCUGUAUUAUAAUAAAUUAUUGUGGUUUCUUGUAA